UCUAUGUCGCAUUUCAGAUUUAAAUCCGCCACGAUGUUCGCGAAGGUCAGUGUUGGUGUUAUCUUGAUGGCAGCAUGCGCUGCUGCCCUGCCAUGGGAUGGCAUCGUCAAGCGCAGAGCAAUCGUCGGUGGAGAAAACGCCGAGAAGGCUGAAUUCCCGUUCCAAGCUGCGAUUUGGGAAUAUUUCUUCGGCAUUCCCUUCUUUACCUGCGGUGGCUCCGUCCUGAAUGAGAACUACAUCUUGACCGCUGGUCACUGCUGUACGUCUGAUCCUACUUCCCUUAGCAUCUUGGUUGGGGCAAACCAACUGUAUUUCCCAGAAGAAACUAAACAAGAUGCCACCGUGGCACAGGUUAUCCAGCACGAAGACUACAACGGAAACACCGUUCUGAACGACAUCUGUCUCCUGAAGCUGAACGAAGCUCUCGUUUGGACCGACACGGUUCAGCCCGUCAUUCUUCCCGACAGCAGUCUCAACAUCACUGAAGGCGACCUCUUCGUUGUUUCGGGAUGGGGCGCAACCUCUGAGGGAGGCAUCCUGCUCCCAAAUGACCUCCAAAAGGUUACCGUCCCUUACGUUGCUGAUGAUGUUUGCGACGAAGCUUACGGAGGAAACGCCGUCGCUGAGAGCAUGGUUUGCGCUGGAGAUCUUGCGAAUGGCGGCAUUGAUUCUUGCCAGGGCGAUUCUGGUGGACCCAUGACGCUUGCUUCCGAUAAGCGCACCUUAGUUGGAAUCGUCUCCUGGGGACAAGGCUGUGCUCGUCCUGGAUAUCCCGGUGUUUACACCGAGGUCUCUUACUUCCUCGACUGGAUCGCAGCCAACGCCGUUUGAAGUUCUGGCAAAUCUGUUCAGUAUUCUUAGAAAUCGAAAAUAAAAAAUUGAAUGAGGGAAAA
This is a messenger RNA of Notodromas monacha, 893 nucleotides long. NCBI's taxonomy places the organism in Eukaryota, Metazoa, Arthropoda, Ostracoda, Podocopida, Cyprididae. The record is from the annotation of a GenBank genome assembly.